This is a messenger RNA of Paramecium primaurelia, 853 nucleotides long. The record is from the annotation of a GenBank genome assembly. NCBI's taxonomy places the organism in Eukaryota, Ciliophora, Oligohymenophorea, Peniculida, Parameciidae.
AUGAAAGUUAGGAAAUCGCUUCAAGUAUUUAUUAGUAGAAAUAAUUUAUUUAAAGUCUGCCCUCCUUAAACAAAGAGUAAGAAGAGUAUAGUUGAAUUGAGAUUAUUAGAAUAGGAAUAACGGAAGGAGAAAGCAAACUCAUCAGAUUUAUAUGAGACAGAAGAAUUGUAUUUUGAAGAUUAAUCAAAGUUUAUUGGUAAAAUAGAAAAGAAUUAAGCAAAUGGGGAAGGAAAAUUAUGGUUAUAUAAUGGAGAUUAUUAUGAAGGAAAUUUCUGUAAUAAUUUAAUGCAUGGGAAAGGCAUUUAUAAAUAUAAAAAUGGAACUACUUAUGAAGGAGAUUUCUUAAAUAAUAAACCUGAUGGAUUCGGAAUAGAAUUAUAAAUUAAUGGAUCAAUUUAUAAGGGAACAUUUAAGGAUGGAAAAAAGGAUGGGUUUGGAUACUACAAAUGGUAAUAAGGUUGUUAAUAUGAAGGCGAAUGGAAAAAUAAUAAUAUAAAUGGAAAAGGGAAAUAUGAUUGGCCUGAUGGGAGGGUAUGUAGAUAAAUAAUAAUUUCAGUCUUAUGUAGGAGAUUGGGUAGAAAAUUAAAUGCAUGGGAAAGGAAAGUAUAAUUGGUAAGAUGGGAAAUACUACGAUGGGGAAUAUUAAUUCGAUAAAAAGCAAGGGUUUGGUAUAUUCUACUGGCCAGAUGGGAAAUAAUAUAAAGGAUAUUGGAUGGAUGGAAAAUAACAUGGAAAUGGUAUGAUGAUUUAUGCUGAUGGUAAAAAGAAGAUUGGUGAAUGGAAAAAUGGUUAAUUUAUACAUUGUAUUGAAAAUGAUAAUAUUGAAAUAAUACCUUAGAAUUAGAUUGUAUGA